Molecule: messenger RNA, 1203 nt
Organism: Cucurbita moschata (crookneck pumpkin)
Lineage: Eukaryota; Viridiplantae; Streptophyta; Magnoliopsida; Cucurbitales; Cucurbitaceae
Product: E3 ubiquitin-protein ligase PUB22-like
Exons: 2
Coding region: 1-1203 (400 amino acids)
Biological process (GO): protein ubiquitination
Molecular function (GO): ubiquitin protein ligase activity
Source: RefSeq, a predicted model, not a curated record
AUGGCGGUUGAGGUUCCUUCAGACUUUCUAUGCCCGAUAUCUCUACAAAUCAUGCGAGACCCCGUGACAAUCUCGACCGGAAUCACGUACGAUAGAGAGAGCAUAGAGAAAUGGCUGUCAUCCUACAAAAACCGACAUGUCGUUGUCCCGAGCUGCCCCGUGACAAAGCUACCACUGAGCGAGUUGGAUUUGACGCCAAACCAUACGCUCCGUCGACUGAUUCAAGGGUGGUGCAGUCUCAACGCGGGCGACGGGGUGGAGCCGAUCCCAACCCCUAAAGGGGAGGUUGAUAGAGGGCAGGUUGUGAAGCUUGUUAAGGAGGCAAUGAGAUGUGGGAGCUCAAGGCUUGAGUGCUUAAAGAGAUUGAAAGCUAUUGUGGUUGAAAAUGAGAGGAACAAAUUCUACUUGCAGGAGGUCGAGUCGAUGGAGUUCUUAACUUCCGUCUUAAACAACAAUGAUGAAUCCAUGAUAGAAGAAGCCAUAGAAAUCCUUUCAAACACCAACUCACCCACCACUCUCCUCAAACACCUACUAACCCAAAACCCUAAUCUAAUCCAAACCCUAAUCUCCAUAAUCACCAUAACCAAAUCCUCCAUCUCAAGCGCCGCCGCCAUAGCCUUCCUCAGCUCCCUCUACACCAUUUCCGACCAAACCCACAAAACCUUCACACAAGACACUCUCUUCAUCCACCUCACACGAGCCUUAUCCGACCAAAUCGCCACCAACCCAUCUCUCCAAAUCCUCCUCCACUUGGCCCCACAUGGCCGGAAUCGCUUCAAAGCCGUCAAACACGGCGCCGUUUUCCACCUCAUCCAGCUGCUUUUUGGCUCCUCUAUUCCACGUGAGUGUGAGCUGGCCAUGGCCACCUUGGACCGCCUUUGUGAAUGUGCUGAGGGACGAGUUGAGCUGCUUCGGCACGGCGGCGGGGUUGCCGUGGUGGCUAGGAAGAUUCUCCGAGUGUCGAAUUUGACGAACGAGAAGGCGGUCAGGAUUUUGUACAACGUUUGUAAGAACAACGUUGGGAAUUUUCGAGUUUUUGAGGAGAUGGUGGAGGUUGGGGCUGUGGGAAAGCUUUGUGCUGUGAUUGAAGUUGGUGGGAGCUUGAAGAUCAUAGAGAGGGUCAAGGUGAUUCUUCAUUUGAUUCAACGUGCUUUCGACGGUUCUAGUAAAUGUGUUAUCGUAAUCCCUCCGAGAUUUGAUUGA